Molecule: messenger RNA, 1355 nt
Organism: Nymphaea colorata (pocket water lily)
Lineage: Eukaryota; Viridiplantae; Streptophyta; Magnoliopsida; Nymphaeales; Nymphaeaceae
Exons: 6
Coding region: 236-1057 (273 amino acids)
Biological process (GO): regulation of DNA-templated transcription
Cellular component (GO): nucleus
Molecular function (GO): protein heterodimerization activity
Source: RefSeq, a predicted model, not a curated record
CCCCUUUUCUUUGUUCGUCACGUCUCCACGGCGAGGUGAGGGACACAAAAGAUCACAAGGAGAAAAAGGGCGGGUGAAAAAAGAUUUUGUUGGGGAUUUUUUGUCGAAGCGAUAUGUAAUUUUGUUUAUAGUAUAUCUUUUUUUUUUCCUUGUUUACUUUUUUUUUUUUUUUUUGGGUUCAUCUUUAACCUUAUCGCCAAUCGGGAGUCUGAAUCGAUGGCCGGAAUCUGACACCAUGAGGAAGAAGCUCGACACUCGCUUCCCGGCGUCUCGAAUAAAAAAGAUUAUGCAAGCUGAUGAAGAUGUCGGAAAAAUUGCUAUGGCAGUGCCAGUUUUAGUGUCAAAAGCACUGGAAUUGUUUCUUCAAGAUCUUUGUGAUCGAACAUAUGAGAUCACUUUGCAAAGAGGAGCAAAGACAAUGAAUUCUCUACAUCUGAAGCAAUGUGUGCAAAGCUUCAGUGUCUUUGACUUCUUGAGAGAAAUUGUGAACAAAGUUCCGGACCUUGGUGGUGCUGAUGCUGGAGGUGAUGAGAGACAUCUACCUAGAAGAAGGAGAGUUCCAGAUGAUGAAGAUGGUAGCGAGGACGAGCCCAAAAAGAUGAAGACUGAUGCGCCACAUAGUGGUGGUAGAGGACGUGGGCGGGGCAGAGGAAGAGGCCGAGGUCGCGGUAGGACAAGUGGAAGAGACAGCAUUCACUUUGAAAAAUGUGAAGAUGAUGUUGAUCUUCCCCCUGAAAGUGGAGAUAAACCCUCUUCUAAAAGGUUAGAUGAUGGAGUUGAGGCAAGACCAAAGGAAAAUGCAUCUUCGGAUGCAAACAACCCUGGCCUUAGAAACUUUGACCUCAAUAUCGACUUGGAUGAAAAUGGUAACACUUCCGCGGCUUCUACAUCUGCUUCUGUUUCCAUUUCCACAGCAGAAGUGGAACUGAAACAUGAGGAGUACCCUGGAUGGUCGCUAUCCGAGAUGAACAAAAUACGGAUUGACCCUUUGCAGCUCGCACAGCUCACUAGGCACACUGACGAAGACGAGGAAGAUUAUGACAAUGAAGAAGGAUGACAAGCUAAGUCUCAGCUCUGUAACUUCAUCCUGACCAAUUGUUCUGUACUCCAAGCUAGGUCGUUAGGAAGGAAAUAGCUCCCACAUUACACGUCUUUUUCCCUCACCUGAUAUAGAAGAGAGGCUGAAAGCAGUUUUAGUCACUUCAGGAAUUGUAUUAUAGUGUUUCAUAGCGUGGGAACAGUUCAAGAAAAUGCUCGACAUGGAGAAUGCUCAAAUGUUAAGCUUUCAUUUCUCUAAUUAUUAAAUGCUUGAUUUGUUAUAAAGGUCCAUGAUGGGGAUGACAUCUUUUCUUCUC